Tyto alba (common barn owl) is the source of this 5097-nucleotide messenger RNA. It is a transcript of the gene TDRD9, whose product is annotated as tudor domain containing 9. The record is from RefSeq and is a predicted model, not a curated record. The coding region runs from base 82 to 4389 and encodes 1435 amino acids. Gene Ontology annotation, molecular function: ATP binding; RNA binding. The transcript has 38 exons. Lineage: Eukaryota; Metazoa; Chordata; Aves; Strigiformes; Tytonidae. Gene Ontology annotation, cellular component: intracellular anatomical structure.
UGCGAGGCACGUGCGGCUGUUUUUUUUGUUUUGGUUUUGUUUUUUUUUUUUGUUUUUUUUUUUUUUUUUGCCGCCGCCAUCAUGCUGCGGGCGCUCACCGAGGAGCAGAUCAGCGACUGGUUCACCAUCGGCAAAGCCGUGACCGCCGUCGAGUUGUUGGGCGAGGAGCCGCCGGCUGGCGCCCUGCGCGGGCCGCCCCGCCGCCCCCCCCGCGGCCCCCUCGCUGCCCGGGAAGCGUUCACCGCCGCGGGGCUCCCUGUCAAAGAGAGUGUUGGAACUGAAUAUACUGAAAAAUACGGACGAGCAGAGGCACAAGAGCUAGAUGCAGUUGGAAAUGAUCAGCUUGUCUAUAAACCAGAUACUUCAUUGUCUCAGUGUGAAUCAAGUGCUAAGACAUCUAUACCAAUAACUAACCAUAAAUGUGUGGAUAUGCCUAUAGCGAAACACAGGGAAGAGAUAGUGUCUCUGAUAGAAAGCAAUUCAGUUGUGAUUGUACAAGGAGCAACUGGAAGUGGUAAAAGCACACAGGUUCCACUAUAUAUUUUGGAUUAUUGCAUUCAACAAUCUAUCUACUGCAACAUUGCUGUUACCCAGCCUCGGAAAAUUGGUGCCAGCAGCAUUGCCAGGUGGAUUAGCAAGGAACGAUCGUGGAGACUAGGAGGAUUUGUAGGAUACCAGGUGAGUUUAGAGAACAUCUCCACAAAGGACACAAGGUUGUUGUAUGUGACAACUGGAGUUCUUCUUCAGAAAAUAGUUUGUGCCAAAAGCCUCGCUGAAUUCACGCACAUUUUUAUUGAUGAAGUGCAUGAGCGUACAGAUGAAAUGGAUUUUUUACUCUUGGUGAUCCGUAAACUGUUGCGCACAAAUUCACAGUCUGUAAAGAUAAUAUUGAUGUCUGCUUCCAUCAACUGUAAGGAAUUUGCUGAUUACUUUGCACUUCCGGCUCAUAAUGGUCUGAAUCCAGCCUGUGUAUUUAAGGUGGAAGGCAAACCUUAUGCAAUUGAAGAAUAUUAUCUUGAUGAUUUGAAGCACACUGUUCGUUUCAAGCUUCCCCCUCAAAGAAUUGAGGAACCAGUGAUAGUAAAGGAAAUGUAUGAAGUAGCAGUGUCUUUGAUUGAGUCAUUCGAUGAGUUGGAGAUGAAGAGCAAUAGGGAGAAAAAAACCUCGAGUGUUACAUCAGAACGUGGAAGUGUGCUAGUAUUUUUACCAGGUUUGAGUGAAAUAAGCUACAUGCACUCAUGUCUCUCAAAUAUGUUUAACAAAAGGUGGCAACUGUAUCCACUUCACUCAUGUGUGACAUUAGAGGAACAGAGUAAUGUAUUUUUGACUACCGUUCCUGGUUACAGAAAAGUUAUUCUAUCCACAAACAUAGCUGAGAGCUCUUUAACAGUACCAGAUGUUAAGUAUGUGAUAGAUUUCUGCUUAACUAGAACUUUGGUUUGUGAUGGAGAAACCAAUUACCAAAGUUUGAGGCUUUGCUGGGCAUCUAAAGCAAACUGUAAUCAAAGAAAAGGUCGUGCUGGACGUGUUUCCAAAGGGUAUUGUUACAGGCUUGUACACAAGGAAUUCUGGACAGACUUUAUUCCAGAGAAGUCAGUACCUGAGAUACUGCGUUGUCCGUUGGGAACUACAGUCUUAAAAAUAAAAAUGCUUGAUAUGGGGGGACCAAAAGCCUUGCUGGCAACAGCUCUUUCUCCACCCAGUGUAGGUGACAUUGAACGUACUGUACUUCAGCUGAAAGAGCUGGGAGCACUUAAAACUUGUGCACAAGCAGAAGAAAAUCCACAUGAUGGUGAGCUGACUUUCUUAGGAAGGGUAUUGGCACAGUUGCCAGUGGAUCUGCGUCUUGGAAAAUUGAUAGUCCUCGGGCAUGUCUUUGGGUGCUUAGAAGAAUGCCUUAUUAUAGCUGCAGCACUCUCUUUGCGGAAUUUUUUUGCAGCACCUUUCAAACAGCAUGUUGAUGGAUACAGGAACAAACUGUUUUUUGCUGAGAACAGUAAAAGUGACUGCAUAGCAAUUGUGAAUGCAUUUAAGAUGUUUGCAUGUGCUUUAAUACUCAGCCCAUCUCACAAAACUAUUUGGAUAGCCUGCUCAGUGUGGCUGUGUUUCCAGGUGGCUGUUGUACUUCUCCCAGUACAAAUCAGGACUUCCUCCAUUAAAGCCUUGGAACGUAAGGCAUGGCAGGCCUGCAGACAAAAAGGGGAGCUGAGACAUCCCAAGGAAGAGCUUGAGUGGGGUAAAUCAAAUUGUAUUCAUAUCAAGAAGAUUAGAGAGGUGGCAGAGUUAUUUCACAACCUGAAAAGGCGAGUCAGAGCAUUUAACAUGUGUGUUAAAGCUCAACCAUCUGCUAUGGAUCAGGAAUGUGUGUACAAACAACGAUUCAUUUUGCAGGUUGUAAUAGCUGGUGCUUUCUAUCCAAACUACUUUACUUUUGGAAAAUGUGAUGAAGAAAUUGCUACGAGAGUCCUUGCUGGCAAGGAUCCAAAAACCACUGUAAUGCUGAAGAACAUUCCUCCCUAUGGAUAUCUCUACCAUAAGCAGUUGCAGUCACUGUUUAGGCAGUGUGGGCAAGUAAAAUCUAUUGCCUAUGAUGGAUCAAAGGCUUUUGUGGAGUUCUCCCAUAGCCCAAUGGAGGGCUUUAAGAUUCUUCCUGCAGUGUACCUGUCAGUCAAGAUGUCACAGCUGAAAAUUCCUCUUGAGCUGAAUGUUCAUUAUCCAGAUGAUAUCGAAAGGCAGUUGCAAGGUGUGACAACUGCAGGUGUGAAAUCUCUAAGAGUAAAUGUGGACUGUCAGAAGCAGAGUGUGGAGCCAGUGGAAAUCUCAUUUGGUACUUCACAACAGUCAAAGAUGAUCCCAAGUAGUCUUCUGUGCAUCAAGAUAACAGAGAUAGUAGAAGUUGGGCACUUCUGGGGUUACAGGAUAGAUGAAAAAACCAGGACUGCACUCCAGGCUCUAACUGCUGAAAUCAGUUACCAGAACCUGACAGAUUUGGCAGUGUCUCCAUGUCCAGAGAUGGUUUGUCUGGCACCGUUCACUCACCUGGAAGACAGAGGAUACUACAGAGCUCGUAUUCUGUAUGUUUGUGGAGAUUUUGCUGAGGUUUUUUUUGUGGAUUAUGGCAAUAGAUCAAAAGUGCCUUUAAAUAAAUUAAAAGAGAUUCCAAGCUGUCUUCAAGGGCUUCCUUUCCAGGCUUUAGAAUUCAAGAUAUGCAGGAUGCGUCCGUCUGCAAAAUCUCUUGUAUGUGGGGAACAGUGGAGUUACAGCGCUAGCCAGAGAUUUGCCUCGCUGGUGAAUGGCUACCCGCUUCUGGUGAAGGUGUAUUCGCUCGUGCAUGGUGUUCUGCAUGUGGAUGUCUUCCAGUACUCGAGAUGCAGAGAGCUUGUGAACAUUCGCGAUGUGCUUGUUGAAGAAUGUUACGCUGAACUAGCAGCAGAAUCAUACGAAUCGCAGCAAAGCCAUGAUUUGCUCAAGGGAUUAUUCUUGGAUCAAGUAAAGAAAGAAGAGAAAAUGCCUGUAUCCUCAAGAGAGGAAGAAAAGCAUGUCAUUGAAAGAUUGUUAAACCAGUUUUCUGACAUAAUGUCCGAUGCGCCAACCCAUAAGGUAACAGUUUUGGGGCCAUUCAGUCCAUAUGAAGUGAAAUGCUACAGUAUGACUAGAGUAUCCCAGUUCAGGAGUGCUUUCAUACAAAAGGAAAGCAUAAACUCUGUUGUUGUCCAUGGUGCUCCAGAAGAUCCCUUUCAGCAGUUGUUGGUCGCCGCUUCUUUAACAACAAAUGCAACUGGAUCUACUGUGAUUUUAGAGGAAACAUCUUUGAUGCCUCCUAUUCCCGGCCUGCUUGCACUCCUCAGUAUGCUGUUUGCUCCUGCUAUAGAACUAAGGCUCUACCCUCACGGUAAGGCAAUACAGUUGCUGACAAUCGUGCUGGAAGCCUGGCAAGAUGAACUGUACAACUGGUCAAGUUUUAAAUCUACGGUUGAUAAAAGUGGAAAGUAUUUUACUGGCGUUCUGUGUGGUUUGGGUUGGAGUCAGGUUUGUGGGGCUCCACUGCUUCCAGAAAAUGACAUGGAGCUGAUGUUUGAUGUGCAUUUUGGAGUAGAAGACAUAUCAGAGAUAAACUUCCUAAGGACAGCUAUUAACGAGCUGCUCUGUGAGUGUGCAGUGUGUUCUGGACAAGAGAGAAUGACACAGCUGCAGGAAAACGUUCGUCAGAAACUUCUAUGUUUAAUCUGCAAAUCAAAACCUCGAGAUAAAAUUGUUCCUACAUGGUAUGAGAAGCCAUAUGCAUGGAAUCAGGUGGAUUCUCAGCAGGUCAUUGACAAGUCGGGAAAGCAGCAUGAAAGAAUAAAUGGUAUUUAUCAGCUACAUAAGCUUGUUGUGUUGAAUGUUUAAGUAUUUCUAGGAGUUUUUCAGAAAACGAGGUGUUACAACUAGUCUAAAAAUGACUUUUGUCUUCUGUAUAACCCUUGGAUGCUUGUUUUGCAAGACUGUUCCUUAAGGUUAGCAUGAGUGUGCUAAAACACAGUUUGGAAUAUGUUAAUGGGUUUUUUUUUUAAACACUGGCGUUUGCUGACAUAGAGCAAAUGAGUUUAUUCAUAAAACAAACUGACAUAAAGCAGGAUGCAGUUUUUAUUUUAAUAAUACUUCUGAGCAGGUUUAUCACAAGGUACAUGAAAGACAAAGCAAAUCUAGGUUUAGUUGUUUAUUUUCUGUUUAAAAGCUCAUAAGCCCUGGGGCAUGAUCUUUUUGUCUGUAACUGCAAGUUGCAUUUUCCUAUUUUUUUUGUCGUUAGUUUUUCUAAAAGCUAUACAAGGGUGUUCGGGGUUUUUCUUAACCAAAAACUAGAAGUCAAAGGAAACUGAUGAUCUAGACUAUGUUCUGAUUCAGACUAUAACUUCAUAUACUGGAUACAAUUUUUUUCAUUAAUUUUUCAUACAGCAAAAUGUAAUAUAUUAUUUCUUUUCCUGUAUGUCAGAAGAACACUUUUGAAUUACUGAUUCGUGGCACCUUUGUUACAUCUUUUCCUCUUUUAUUUGUGAGAUGUUUAGUCCUAAAAAUGAGGUUAGUGGUUUCAGAAUAAAAUACAGAUGUGAAAUAAAA